Messenger RNA from Coregonus sp. 'balchen', 19829 nucleotides. NCBI's taxonomy places the organism in Eukaryota, Metazoa, Chordata, Actinopteri, Salmoniformes, Salmonidae. The record is from the annotation of a GenBank genome assembly.
AUGGGCUCCAACGCAGGGGGAUAUGGAAUGGCUCGCUCCGGAAUCUUUAUGGUUUUGAUGGGGUUGUGGAGGUUUAUCUCUGCUUGCCCUGCAUCCUGCACUUGCACCAUCUCAAGGAUUGCUUGUAUCGAUCCUGACCCAGGGAUCGAGGAUUUCCCUAUCCUUACGUUAGAUGACAUGGAAAUGGACAUCAACAUCACCGAUAUGUAAGUAAAAUAAAUGGCUACGCCAUUGUAGACAUGGUAAAGCCUACAAUGAACGUCACAAUUGUAUAAAGGUUAACGUGUUUAAGCAAACCAAUGUCAGAUUGCUAAAACAAAUACAUACAAAAAUAUUUACGGUGUAAAAUCGCAAAAUAAGGGGUGUCUACUAUGCUAUAGACAACUAUGCAGGCUGUUAAUCUCUCAUGUUUCUCCGUUUUGUAUAGAGACAUGGCCUAAGGAACAUCAAGCAAAGAUAAUAGUGUGGGAUAAUUCUCAUGCUAAAGAGAGUUUUGUGUGUGUGUGUGUGACUGUGUGUGAGCGUGCGUGUCGGGUGGUGUGGUUGCGCGCUGUUGGGAAUACUUGAAUUAGGGUAUCUUCCUCUAGAAAUCAGGCCCAAGCAGUGGUAGUAUUAAGGCAUCUUCCUCUAGAAACCAGGCCCAUGCAGUGAUAGUGGAAAUUAUAUUAUGGAGGAUUAUGGCAUGAUGUCGGCCGUGGCCCCAAAUUCAGGGACUGUGGGAAACACGAAAAAAACACGAUGGAAAAAUGUCAGAUAAAUGGUCCAAAUCACUAUUAUAAUGUAGGGUAGCAAAUAUCACGGACUCAAAUCUAUGUCGCCCCCACAAAAUGCCCAACGUAGCAAUGGACUAUGGAGUGGUUCUUGUCAAUAUCAAACACGUAUGUAGCUCAAAGUCACAGUGGUAUACAGUUGAAGUCGGAAGUUUACAUACACUUAGGUUGGAGUCAUAUAAACUCGUUUUUCAACCACUCCACACAUUUCUUGUUAACAAACUAUAGUUUUGGGAAGUCGGAUAGGACAUCUACUUUGUGCAUGACACAAGUAAUUUUUCCAACAAUUGUUUACAGACAGAUUAUUUCACUUAUAAUUCACUGUAUCACAAUUCCAGUGGGUCAGAAGUUUACAUACACUAAAUUGACUGUACCUUUAAACAGCUUGGAAAAUUCCAGAAAAUUAUGUCAUGGCUUUAGAAGCUUCUGAUAGGCUAAUUGACAUCAUUUGAGUCAAUUGGAGGUGUACCUGUGGAUGUAUUUCAAGGCCUACCUUCAAACUCAGUGCCUCUUUGCUUGACAUCAUGGGAUAAUCAAAAGAAAUCAGCCAAGACUUCAGGAAAGAAAACGGUAGACCCCCACAAGUCUGGUUCAUCCUUGGGAACAAUUUCCAAACGCCUGAAGGUACCAUGUUCAUCUGUACAAACAAUAGUACGCUAGUAUAAACACCAUGGGACCACGCAGCCGUCAUACUGCUCAGGAAGGAGACGCGUUCUGUCUCCUAGAGAUGAACGUACUUUGGUGCGAAAAGUGCAAAUCAAUCCCAGAACAACAGCAAAGGACCUUGUGAAGAUACUGGAGGAAACAGGUACAAUGGUAUCUAUAUCCACAGUAAAACGAGUCCUAUAUCGACAUAACCUGAAAGGCCGCUCAGCAAGGAAGAAGGCACUGCUCCAAAACCGCCAUUAAAAAGCCAGACUACGGUUUGCAACUGCACAUGGGGACAAAGAUCGUACCUUUUGGAGAAAUGUCCUCUGGUCUGAUGAAACAAAAAUAUAACUGUUUGGCCAUAAUGACCAUCGUUAUGUUUGGAGGAAAAAGGGGGGACUUGCAAGCCAAAGAUCACCAUCCCAACCGUGAAGCACGGGGGUGGCAGCAUCAUGCUGUGGGGGUGCUUUGCUGCAGGAGGGACUGGUGCACUUCACAAAAUAGAUGGCAUCAUGAGGAAGGAAAAUUAUGUGGAUAUAUUGAACCAACAUCUCAAGACAUCAGUCAGGAAGUUAAAGCUUGGUCGCAAAUGGGUCUUCCAAAUGGACAAUGACCCCAAGCAUACUUCCAAAGUUGUGGCAAAAUGGCUUAAGGACAACAAAGUCAAGGUAUUGGAGUGGCCAUCACAAAGCCCUGACCUCAAUCCUAUAGAAAAUGUGUGGGCAUAACUGAAAAAGCGUGUGCGAGCAAGGAGGCCAACAAACCUGACUCAGUUACACCAGCUCUGUCAGGAGGAAUGGGCCAAAAUUCACCCAACUUAUUGUGGGAAGCUUGUGGAAGGCUACCCGAAACGUUUGACCCAAGUGAAACAAUUUAAAGGCAAAGCUACCAAAUACUAAUUUAGUGUAUGUAAACUUCUGACCCACUGGGAAUGUGAUGAAAUAAAUAAAAGCUGAAAUAAAUCAUUCUCUCUACUAUUAUUCUGACAUUUCACAUUCUUAAAAUAAAAGUGGUGAUCCUAACUGACCUAAGACAGGGAAUUUUUACUAGGAUUAAAUGUCAGGAAUUGUGAAAAACUGAGUUUAAAUGUAUUUGGCUAAGGUGUAUGUAAACUUCCGACUUCAACUGUAUGUAUAAGACACAGGUUUCUAGCCAUUUAUCAGGCUUAGGCCACAAUUGUUGAAGUGCCAGAGGUGCACGGGAUGAGGUCUGUGUAGAGAAAAGAGUGUGUCUAUAGGCCUUACCACUGCAUGUUGUUGGUGAUAGUGAAGUUUAUCAGGCUUGUUAUUGUAGCAUAUGUAGGCCUAUAGAUGUACAAUAUUUCAGUACAGUAUGUCUAAACAAUACAGAUAAUUCUCAGAGUAAGCUGUAGAGUACAGUAGUGUGCCUGUCACCUAUAUGGUUCCUCAACAAAUCCAGAUAGUGAGCAAACUAUCCACACCAGCGUGCAGGUGCCAAACAUCUAGUCAGGGUGGUGUUGUAUCCUGUGUCCGGCCUGAGACCCUGUCCCCCUUCCUUACUUUAAUCAUAGGGGAACCUUCAUUGAUGAUGGUCUACUGGCAUGUCACCUUGGCAUACAAGGCAUUUUCAUUAAAUAUUAUGAAUAUUUAACAUUUAGAAUUAAUUCUAAACAUGUAUUAAUAUAACAUACACCACCAUCACCAAUCCAGGAGUUAUGUGCUCUAGUAUAAAUAUGUAUCUAUCAUCGUAGCUGUUCUAAUCAGUAGAUCAAGUAUUUGGAGGAGUGUCUGAAGAGACACUAGUUUCUACCACUAUCAAAUAUAUCUAUCAAAACAGUUCAGAAUCCUGUAACACUGCCCACCAUGGGCAUAAUGGCCAAAUACUUUGAUAUUUCCAUAUGUUUGAAAAUACUAUCCAUCUAUUGUCCCUUUAUAUCAUCAGACACUAAAUGCCUUAAAAUGGCAUGAGAAUUAAAUGUUAAACCUUGGUGAAGAUCUAUUGACCAAAACUUUGGUUUGCGAUCCAUUGUGGACCAUACAAGAAUGUCCGUGUGCUGGAUCUUCUUUAUGAAGAAUUUUCAUUUGAAAGGGAGUGCUAUUUAAAGUACUAAUUUAGGGACAAGAACAUGUGAAUAAUGUACUUUAUUUGUAAUAACAAUAAUUUGUAAACGUUGUAUUUCAAUUUUACAGAUACAUUGCAAAUCAAAACAGACUAUUUGACAUCAAUGAUAACAGCUUGAAGUACUACUCGAAUCUCAGAAAUCUGUAAGUAUUAAUACUACUCAAAUGUUGUUACGGUCAUUAUCCAGACUAUUGUAGCAUGUUAUGGAAUAUUUAUAGAGUAGGUUAUGCUGAACUUUGUUAAUAUGUAACAGUGACGUUAAAAAUAACACGUUUUCUCUCUUUAUAAAUCUCCCCCCCUGAACAGAACUGUGACGAAUACAGGACUGACUUCUAUCUCAUCAGAAGCCUUUUUCAACAAUACAAGACUUCAAUAUCUGUAAGUACUGUAGUCUUUGAUUGAUCCUCUGUUUGUUGUUUUCCUUCUCAUCCUUCUCUUCACAGAUUGAGCUAAUGUACUCUCAAAGAGCAAAUCUAGGGGCCACAAGCCAGUCAAAAACAAUUAAGGCAAAUUCAUAUUAUAGGGAAGUAGAUUCUUACUAUUUACCUCACACUGAAGUCAUUACUUCUAGUUGUGUGGUAAUUCUGGUCCAAAUCUGUAUGGAUUGGCAUGAUGAUGUAUAGUCAAAGGAGAUGGCUCAAGCACAUACAGAUCUGGGACCAGGGCGUGGUAAGGCUCAUGGCUGGGUAACAGGACGACAUGCUCAGCAAACAGUGAGGAACAUUGUGUUUAGUUGAGCAAUGUGAUCACUGCCAAUAGAGAUCCUAUUAAAUUACUAGAGGGGCUAUGUCAUAAAACCGAAAAAGUUCCAGAAUGGGGUGAAAAUGGCAGCCAUAUUGGUCAGGGAGAAAUCCAAAUCAGUCUAUUUAGAAUUAAUGGCAGUAGAGGCAUCAUCCUGAUUUUACUUACGCAGGAAAGGAAAAUAAAAGUAAGACGUGAUAUAUAAAAAAUGGUGUAAUAGAAUUAUUGUCAAACUAAAAGUGUAAUAUAAUUAUAAAUGCAGUUUGUAUGGGUUAUAUACCCAUUUUCUGUAUAGAUAGACUCUAAAAUAUAUGUGUGAGUGCUAUUAUAUGAUGCAAUAUGAGUACUUGUUGCAUUUACAACUUGUCUAAGUCCUAUCAUCAACAGAUUUCAGCCAGUGUAUGACUGUGGAUUGACUGCAUUGUUUGAAUGGAAUAUUGGCAUAAUGGCAGUUCAUUUUUUUAAAUUUAUGGAAUCAUUCCUCUAAAACUGGCUGGCUAGCUAGCUACAGUGCGGAUACAUUCUUCAAAUUCAUUAUUUUACCCAGGGGUUGGAACCGGUUCAGGGAACAGAACAGAAAACCUGAAAAUAACAACUUUUUUUGAGUAACAGAAUCAGAAACGGGAACCAAAGAGAUCUAUACUGUUCCGGAACAGAACCGUCAUUUGAAAAGCAUGGGAACCAGAUAAUAACGUUAUUUUACAUUCCAGGCAUUUCUUUUCAGUCCCACAAAUAACGCAACAAGGUGCAUAUGCCAAAGCCCUCACUCUGUCACUCAGAAACUUAUUCCAGUGUCUGCCUGCCAGCUGAACAUCUUUACCAGUGUGUGUGUGUGUAGGCUACCUGCCCCUCCUCCUCCGAAGCUUAGUCUAUUAGCCUACUGAUGUUACAAGUGUGAUUAAGAAAUUAGGGAGAGAUUUUUUAUUAGAGAAGAAUGGAUUAACCUUUUCAGUGCUAUUUACGUAUACUAUAGUUAUCACAUUUCACAUUGGAUUUAUUAACUACAAAAAGGUAAGACGUGUUUUUAAUUCUGGUGCCGCUCUGCACACACAAGCAUGUUAGCUAGCUAGCUCUGGUCCAACUCUCGGAAGUUCAAAGACAUUCAAUGUUCCUCCAUAGAAGCCGCUCCUCCGUAGGUAUAAUUCUGUGGGCCUAACUCAGAUAAUGCAUGUCAUAACAAGAUGCCCAGCUCUUCAAGCCAAGCCUCCUCCUCCACCCUCUCUCUCCCACACCCGGCCUCAAAAUUUAAGUAGCAUCUCGCGCCCUACACUUGGUUGUCCAUCACGCAUGUAAACAACUAUAGACUAGGCAGCCGAUAUCCGAAAGCACUAUCGUCUGCCUAGGCUAAAACAACUAUAGCUUUCCCGCUCCAUAGCAACCUGCUCUAUCUGCAGUGAAGUAAUUCAAUGUUGAGCUAAUGUUUUUUUGUUUUUUUUAUAUCGGAACAGUUAGGGGUGUAACGAUUCGUUUUAACAACGAUUCGAUUUGUAUCACGAUUCGUGGUUGUCGAUACGAUUCAAGGACGAUAUUGGUUCAUUUAGAACGAUACGAUCCGAAACGAUUCAGUGACUUGAAAUCGAUUCAGUAACCUUUUAGUCAAAAAUUCAACCAGUGUGACUGAAAUAAAUACCUGGUAACCAGUUGCAUUUUAAUGGCUGGCAAUAGUCUUGAUAUUUUUAACAGUGUUUCAUGCCUCCAUGCAGACCAUCUGGUAUUAUGAAACUUACCCAUACCUACGUUGACAGCAGCCCCGUAAAGUCUCACAAGUCCGUCUGUUAUGGCCUGUGCGGUUCGGUCAGCACCCAAUUCAAUCAGUCCAAUAAAGUCCGAAGUAAACUCUCCGUUGCUGGACACAGACACAAUGUAAACUAUUUCCUGCUCAGUUUUUGUGAUGUCCUCAGAUCCAUCAAAAAGCAUUCAGUAAAGGAACAUCCUCAGAAUAGGAAGACAUGGGACGUGCGUGUUUAGCUUUAUGCAUUUAUUCUCGGCUAGCUUUUAGCAAUGGCUUGCGCCACAUUCGUGUGCUCCUUGCUCUUUUCAUGUUGGUCAAAUAAAGGAUGGUUGAAAUUCUUUGAGCCUUUAUAAAAUGCACCUGUUUUGUCUGCUAGAUGUGGAUUUGAGCGGCAAAUCUUGCACCACAUUUCAGUGCGCUCAUCGUUAGCUUCAAGCCACUGCACAUCUUGGAGCCACUUUUCCGAAAAAAUAAUUUUCUUCGGCUCUGGCUCCAGUUGGCGUUUCUUUGUAGGUGGCGAAACGCCAAAAAGGCUGCUUAAUGUCUGUUGCUUUUUGGACAUCCCUGACAGUAGUUGACAAGCAACAUGUCAUGUGUAAGGUUAGAUGAGAAGAUCGGUCAAGUACGCAAAGGCACGUAGUAAUUUGUCGCGCUUGCGUAUCUGCGUACCAGUUAUGUGCACCCCUGCAUAUAAAGUCUGACGUGCUUAAAUCCAAUGGGUUAUUUCCUAGUAUCGAUACAAUCGAUUUAUUACAUUUUAAAACGAUGUUAGAUCGAUAUACAGUGGGGGAAAAAAGUAUUUAGUCAGCCACUAUUUGUGCAAGUUCUCCCACUUAAAAAGAUGAGAGAGGCCUGUAAUUUUCAUCAUAGGUACACGUCAACUAUGAAAGACAAAUUGAGAAAAAAAAAUCCAGAAAAUCACAUUGUAGGAUUUUUUAUGAAUUUAUUUGCAAAUUAUGGUGGAAAAUAAGUAUUUGGUCACCUACAAACAAGCAAGAUUUCUGGCUCUCACAGACCUGUAACUUCUUCUUUAAGAGGCUCCUCUGUCCUCCACUCGUUACCUGUAUUAAUGGCAUCUGUUUGAACUUGUUAUCAGUAUAAAAGACACCUGUCCACAACCUCAAACAGUCACACUCCAAACUCCACUACGGCCAAGACCAAACAGCUGACAAAGGACACCAGAAACGAAAUUGUAGACCUGCACCAGGCUGGGAAGACUGAAUCUGCAAUAGGUAAGCAGCUUGGUUUGAAGAAAUCAACUGUGGGAGCAAUUAUUAGGAAAUGGAAGACAUACAAGACCACUGAUAAUCUCCCUCGAUCUGGGGCUCCACGCAAGAUCUCACCCCGUAGGGUCAAAAUGAUCACAAGAACGGUGAGCAAAAAUCCCAGAACCACACGGGGGGACCUAGUGAAUGACCUGCAGAGAGCUGGGACCAAAGUAACAAAGCCUACCAUCAGUAACACACUACGCCGCCAGGGACUCAAAUCCUGCAGUGCAAGACGUGUCCCCCUGCUUAAGCCAGUACAUGUCCAGGCCUGUCUGAAGUUUGCUAGAGUGCAUUUGGAUGAUCCAGAAGAGGAUUGGGAGAAUGUCAUAUGGUCAGAUGAAACCAAAAUAUAACUUUUUGGUAAAAACUCAACUCAACUCGUGUUUGGAGAACAAAGAAUGUUGAGUUGCAUCCAAAGAACACCAUACCUACUGUGAAGUAUGGGGGUGGAAACAUCAUGCUUUGGGGCUGUUUUUCUGCAAAGGGACCAGGACGACUGAUCCGUGUAAAGGAACGAAUGAAUGGGGCCAUGUAUCGUGAGAUUUUGAGUGAAAACCUCCUUCCAUCAGCAAGGGCAUUGAAGAUGAAACAUGGCUGGGUCUUUCAGCAUGACAAUGAUCCCAAACACACCGCCCGGGCAAUGAAGGAGUGGCUUCGUAAGAAGCAUUUCAAGGUCCUGGAGUGGCCUAGCCAGUCUCCUGAUCUCAACCCCAUAGAAAAUCUUUGGAGGGAGUUGAAAGUCUGUGUUGCCCAGCGACAGCCCCAAAACAUCACUGCUCUAGAGGAGAUCUGCAUGGAGGAAUGGGCCAAAAUACCAGCAACAGUGUGUGAAAACCUUGUGAAGACUUACAGAAAACGUUUGACCUGUGUCAUUGCCAACAAAGGGUAUAUAACAAAGUAUUGAAAAACUUUUGUUAUUGACCAAAUACUUAUUUUCCACCAUAAUUUGCAAAUAAAUUCAUAAAAAAUCCUACAAUGUGAUUUUCUGGAUUUUUUUUCUCAUUUUGUCUGUCAUAGUUGACGUGUACCUAUGAUGAAAAUUACAGGCCUCUCUCAUCUUUUUAAGUGGGAGAACUUGCACAAUUGGUGGCUGACUAAAUACUUUUUUCCCCCACUGUAUGUUGUCCAAAAGGCCAACUCGCCGCGCACAGAUCGAUGUAGUUGGAUCAUAUGAAUAUAAAUCGAUACAUCGAUGUAGUAGAUGAAUCGUUACACCCCUAGGAACAGUGUAACGGAACAAAAAAAUUAUGGUUCUGUUAAGAACUAAACGAUUGGAAAAUAAUUUCCGUUACAACCCCUUACACAAUAUCUUAUCACAGCACUGGCAAACCACAGGUUGACCAACUCCCUGACCAAAAUGGCUGACCUUUAUCCCAUCAUAAGGUUCAAGACCAUUCUAGAAUUCUAAUUCCUAAAUCUAUGUUACUGCCACACGAGGGAAGGAUUCUAAUAAGUAGGAGAGGAGUAACAGAGGAAGUAGUCCUGUCCGCACACUGCAAAGAUAAUGGCCGGACUCAUCUAUCAGAACUAUACUUUUGUUAAUGUAUAGUUAAACUAUACAAGGUGCAACAUUUGAAAGGUGAUAGAGUAAGGAGAGCGAGCUUUCCAAAAUCACAUACUUUUUUGUAAGUCAUUUUGUUGGAACGACACACUGAUUAUUGAUUGAUUAAUUACAUUGAUUACAUUAUUUAUGUCUGACCUACAUUAGUUGCUUCAUUGUAACCUUUAUGAUGUAUUACUUUGACUGAUAGGAAUCUGAGAGACAAUAAGUUGUCAACACUGUCCUGGAGGACAUUCCUAAACUUUAACAUUACAUCUUUGUAAGUACCUAUCCCUAUCUACUAUGUUAUGUCAUGUGACUUAUUUUAUAGAUAAACAGCCUAUAAAUAUGUGAUUGCAGUCGUGGUCAAAAGUUUUGAGAAUGACACAAAUACUAAUUUUCACAAAGUCUACUGCCUCAGUUUUGAUGAUGGCAAAUUGCAAAUACUCCAGAAUGUUAUGAAGAGUGAUCAGAUGAAUUGCAAUUAAUUGCAAAAUCCCUCUUUGCCAUGAAAAUUAACUUAAUCCCCCAAAAACAUUUCCACUGCAUUUCAGCCCUGCCACAAAAGGACCAGCUGACAUCAUGUCAGUGAUUCUCUCGUUAACACAGGUGAGAGUGUUGACGAGGACAAGGCUGGAGAUCACUCUGUCAUGCUGAUUGAGUUAGAAUAACAGACUGGAAACUUUAAAAGGAGGGUGGUGCUUGAAAUCAUUGUUCUUCCUCUGUUAACCAUGGUUACCUGCAAGGAAACACGUGCCGUCAUCAUUGCUUUGCACAAAAAGGGCUUCACAGGCAAGGAUAUUGCUGCUAGUAAGAUUGCACCUAAAUCAACCAUUUAUCGGAUCGUCAAGAACUUCAAGGAGAGAGGUUCAUUGUUGUGAAGAAGGCGUCAGGGCGCCCAAGAAAGUCCAGCAAGCGCCAGGACCGUCUCCUAAAGUUGAUUCAGCUGCGGGAUCGGGGCACCACCAGUGCAGAGCUUGCUCAGGAAUGGCAGCAGGCAGGUGUGAGUGCAUCUGCACGCACAGUGAGGCAAAUACUUUUGGAGGAUGGCCUGGUGUCAAGAAGGGCAGCAAAGAAGCCACUUCUCUCCAGGAAAAACAUCAGGGACAGACUGAUAUUCUGCAAAAGGUACAGGGAUUGGACUGCUGAGGACUGGGGUAAAGUCAUUUUCUCUGAUGAAUCCCCUUUCCGAUUGUUUGGGGCAUCCAGAAAACACCUUGUCCGGAGAAGACAAGGUGAGCGCUACCAUCAGUCCUGUGUCAUGCCAACAGUAAAGCAUCCUGAGACCAUUCAUGUGUGGGGUUGCUUCUCAGCCAAGGGAGUGGGCUCACUCACAAUUAUGCCUAAGAACACAGCCAUGAAUAAAGAAUGGUACCAACACAUCCUCCGAGAGCAUCCAAGAACAGUUUAGUGACGACCAAUGCCUUUUCCAGCAUGAUGGAGCACCUUGCCAUAAGGCAAAAGUGAUAACUAAGUGGCUUGGGGAACAAAACAUCAACAUUUUGGGUCCAUGGCCAGGAAACUCCCCAGACCUUAAUCCCAUUGAGAACUUGUGGUUGAUCCUCAAGAGGCGGGUGGACAAACAAAAACCCACAAAUUCUGACAAACUCCAAGCAUUGAUUAUGCAAGAAUGGGCUGCCAUCAGUCAGGAUGUGGCUCAGAAGUUAAUUGAAAGCAUGCCAGGGCGGAUUGCAGAGGUCUUGAAAAAGAAGGGUCAACACUGCAAAUAUUGACUCUUUGCAUAAACUUAAUGUAAUUGUCAAUAAAAGCCUUUGACACAUAUGGAAUGCUUGUAAUUAUACUUCAGUAUACCAUAGUAACAUCUCACAAAAAUAUAUCAUAACACUGAAGCAGCGAACUUUGUGAAGACCAAUACUUGUGUCAUUCUCAAAACUUUUGACCACGACUGUACUAUAUGUGUGUGUGUUAAUGCUCUGUUUUUGUCCUCUAGUCCUCUCCUGUCUGGUAACCCUCUGGAGUGUGUAUGUGAGAACAUGUGGAUCAAACUGAGGCUGCAAGAGGACAUUGACAGUUCAGAGAGUCAAGAGCUGAAAUGCAUAGACGACAGUGGAGUGAGGAGGGCCAUCUCCAGAUUCUUUCUCCCUGAUUGUGGUAAUACCAACCCCUGAGACAGACAGGGAACUACACUGGAGAGAGAGCGAGAGAGAGAGAGAGAGAGAGAGAGAGAGAGUUUAUGGAACAUUGAAGAGCAUUGAGGAGCUUACUAAAAUGCCAGUGUACUGCCUUGAGUUUUCUUUUCAAAUGUCAGUAAACAGCUUGAAGUAGAAAUCAAGUGAAGGUCACUUAGGUGCGACUUGUACAGUAUAACAAUGUUGUUAAAAGUUCUGUUUGCGUUUGUCUCACAGAGGCUCCCGCAGUGGAGGUCAGUCCCUCUAUCUUCACAAAGACGGAGGGAAGUGAUGUCACAGCAGUGUGCAGUGCAACAGGGUCUCCUGCUCCUGAGAUCUCGUGGAAUUUGGACACCCUCUUCACCAGCUAUGAGGUGAGAUGAUGUUCUUUGUUUUGGCAUAUUAUGAUGGCACAACCCUCUGACUAUUACUAAGGCUAGGAUGAUGAGGCCAUGUUGUCAGGGAAUAACUCCUGGCUUUAUAUGUAACUGAACCCAUAACGCUACAUUUUAUUCAUUAUUUUACAUGAAACUUAGUGAGUGCAUACAUUUUUCAUACUGGCCCCCCGUGGGAAACGAACCCACAACCCUGGCGUUGAAAGCGCCAUGCUCUACCAACUGAGCUACAGGGGAAGAGCAAUAUAUCAUUUUAUUAUCAUAAUAACAGCACAUUAUUCCAUACUUUUAUAAGGUGUUUUAGAAUUUACACAAUGAUUUGUUAUUUACUGUAUUUACCGCGUAAUAUAUGUAACUAUUAAUACUACUACUAAUUCUAACGCUAAUAAUGCUAAAUGUAUUUACAGGUCAAUGUCUUGGAGCUGCAGAGCAAUCUGACGCUGUCAGGUCUCUCGCCUUCGGACAACGGCAGAGUGAUCACUUGCAAUGUUGAGAAUGUAGUCGGCCAAACCGAGGCUUACCUCCUACUCAACAUCCUCUGUAAGGACGUGUUCUGUUGUGUUGAGUACAUGUACCUUUUUUAUUUUAAUUUUAUUCUGGCACUGUGGUUGCAAAAUGCAAAGUCAUUUUCACUGAUUAUUCUACAGUGGCAUUUAAUCCUGGAUCUGUAGCAUCCUUGUAUUUGUGGUCUACAUUCUGAAAGACUUCCUCUGGUGGCUCUGUGUCCUUACUGAAAGAAUGAGUGUCUCACUUUUCCUUUAGUACUGUCCACUAUCCCUCAACAAUCUGAUUGACUCUACAUGUCUUCUGUCACCUUGCCAUACUCUUCUGCUCCUCAGUGCCUUACCAUACCCUCCCUCCUGUCCAGCCCUCCCAUUGCACUCCCCCAGACCUCCUUCCUCGUGUCUAGCACCCAUUCCCAGUACCCUGUGACUAUUCUUCCUUUCCUGUUCCUGUUGUCUCUGUGUCAGUUUGCCCCACUAUCCUGGAGCUGCUGGAGCCAUUGAGACUCCACCACUGGUGUAUCCCCUUCAGUGUGACCGGGAACCCCAAGCCCAAGCUGCAGUGGUACCACCAGGACCAGGAGCUCCACGAACAGGAGUAUAUCAAGACUGAGAUCCACGAGAGCCUUGGGAGCGUUCACCAUGGCUGCCUGCAGCUUGCCAACCCGACUCAUAUCCACAACGGGCAGUAUACGCUGGUGGCCAGCAACGAGUUCGGGGAGGACCGGAAAGUAAUCGACGCCCACUUCCUGCUCCCGCCAGAUGAGGGCGACUAUCCCUCAGGUCUCACUCCUGUUCAAUUUAUAGUUACUGUAAUUCUAUAUAAGAUGUUAUAUAAUCAAUAUAUAAGCUGUUUUAUAUACUCAGAAAAAAAAGUGUGCUAUGUAGAACCAUCUGUCCCCAUAGGACCUGAAAAAAGUUUCCAGAUAGAACCCUUUCAGGUCAGAUAAAACCCUUUUUGGUUACAAAUAGCAUCCUUUCAAGGGUUUUAUUUGGAACCAGAGACUCUAUGUGGAAGCAAAAAUUGUUAUAUGUGACCUGAAGUCUCCUACGGGGACAAAUGGUUCUACAUAGCACUCUUUUUUUUCUGAGAAUAUACUGUUUUCUGUGUAGCAUGGUAUAUGUAAUGGAUGUGUAUGAAUAACACGUAAAUUCCCUUUUUUCAGAACAGCCAUAUUACCCUUGUAAGUAUUUCUUAAGACGUUGCAAUUUUGCUAAGAAUUACCAAAAUGUGCUGUUACAGAGACAUGUAUGCAUUCUUUUUUCUCUUGACAUGACAUUAAGUUUAAGAGUUUAGGGAUAAUGACAGAUUGAUGACUCCUGCCUUGUCAUAAUUUCAAUGUCCUCUGUCCACUGCUCGUCCUGUGCUGUGGAUGUCAUCACAAUGCUGCUCCUCAGACACCACUGGUAUGUGCUUGAACUUUGAAAUCCUGUGGUCAACAUUACAUGACAUAGCUAAUUGAAUUGAAUUGAAUUUAUUUUGGGUAACAGACAUAUACAACAAAAUGUACAAUGUGGACCCAGAGGAUAUCACUUCAAAGUAUUAAUUAAAACGCUUGUUUGCAAAGUCGUCCUCGAUGGUAAAACAAUAACACAUAUAAUGAUUAAAAGGCAAGACAAACAACCAUAAAUACAUUCAUUUAUAUUGAUAUCCUAAAAAGUGUCACUAUUCACUGCACUUUUCCCUAACCUUAAAAAUCAACCAUAUUAAUUUCACUUUAAAACAAUCUAUUCAUGGCACAUCAUACCUAUCAUUCAAAUAAAUACACCUGACCAGCAGUAGGGGGCACAAAGGGCAGUGGAGUGGUUUCUCUUACUUAGACAACAUUGUCCUAAUGAAAAUGCCUGCUUUUUAAAGCUAUUUCUACUUUUUCUUUGCUUGAUCUCCAAGGGGAGGCUAUUCCAUAGAAAAAUGUCUGUAUAGAAAAACACUAGCUCUGGUAUUGUAACUGUGUUGGUUAUAGACCAUAUCAAUGUGGUUUUUCAUAUAACCUGGGGCAAGAUCAUUUAAGAUGUCAAACAUAUGAUUAAGUUUAAGUUGGUCCACUUUGGACUCCAAAGGCAACAAGCCUCCUAGGGGGAACAUUCAGCAUAUACCUGAUAACAUUCAUUUGCAUGACCUGCAUUCUCCACUUUACCAAGCAGAGCAGGCAUAAUCAAAAUGACACUGAAUCAAGGUUGAGACAAGCAGUUUUUUAACUUUAAUGUUAAAAUAUCUAGUGUUACGAUAUAAACAUUACAAUUUGUUUGCCAUUUUAGAAAGAAUUUUAGCAGCAAUCAUGUCUCCAGAAAGGGAUUGAUCUAGGGACACACCAAGAUAAGUCACACUUGUUUUAGAUUCAAUCUCAUUGCCUGCACAGUUUACCUUUAUCUUGUCAGCCCUAAACAAUCUAUGUUUUGUUCCAAACUAAAUAGAUUCAGUUUUUCCCAAAUGUAGCGACAAUUUGUUGUCAUUCAACCAAUCUCUAACAAAAUGCAAUUCCUUACUCAGGGUCUCCUCUAUGUAAACUGUAUCCUUACCUGAUACCAGUAUGGCUGAGUCAUCAGCAUAAAGCAGGAGUUUGCACUUUACUGUAUCUGGCAUAUCAUUAACGUAUAUAAGAAAUAAGAGAGGCCCUAAAAUGUAUCCCUGCGGUACUCCACAGUAUAUUUCUUUGGCCUCUGACAGAACAUCACCAACAUUACAUACUUGAGUUCUGUUGGUCAGAUAACACCUAAACCAAUUCACUGCUACAUCAUUUAGACCCAUGCAUUUCAGUUUCAUCAGGAGAAUAUCUUUAACACACCUUUAAUACUGUACAUAUCCCAACCAGACAGUAUUUUCAGCGUUUGAGAGGAAAGGAGAUUAGAUGAUGUACUUCAAUGUAGAUGUUUGUAUGUUUAAUGCUGUUUUCAUUCUGUAUUAAAUAUGACUUGUCUUUUUCUCUCAGACUCACCACUACCCCCAAUAGAUGACAGUGUUGCAGUAAGUUAACAUACACGCCAUCAUUUGUCAUGCAUGGUUAUUUAUAUACAGUAUUAUAAUGUAGUGCACUGAAAUUGGCAGGUAUUUUAUGUUGUUGAAUGGUGUUUUCCCAGGUGUACGUAGUGGUGGGAAUCGCUGGCGUGGCAUUAAUUGUAUGUGUUCUGAUGGUGAUCAUUCUGAAAUACGGAAGAAACUCAAAGUUUGGGAUGAAGGGUAAGCUUUUUCUUUAAUCUUAGUUAAGUCGUUUUUCAGACCUGUAUUAAGACUUGCAGGACUCAAGUCAUUUAAAUGAUAAUGAACAUCAUGCACAUUUCUACAGUCUAUUUAGUCCCACCACAUUCCAGCUUAGAUUUUGCCACAUAACAACAUACAGAAGUCAAACAUGAAAAAGACCUCUUCCACUCCUGUCAUAAUUAUAUUUCCUACCACUGGGCUCCUCCUCAGGCUCCUCCUCCUCGGUCAUCAGUAACGACGAUGACUCAGCCAGUCCUCUUCAUCACGUCUCCAACGGCAACAACACCCCGUCGUCCUCGGAGUUGAGCCACGAUGCGGUGAUCAUUGGAAUGACAAAGAUCCCUGUCAUCGAGAACCCGCAGUAUUUCCGCCAAUCUGGCAGCAUGCUGAAAUCGGACACGUGUGAGUUACCGUGUCGCGGAGGUCUGCUGGUGGUGUAACUCAGUCUUUUUCUGAUAAAUCCAUGACAGGGACACUGCGACUGGACUGUCUUCUCCGUCGACUUCCUGUCUGAUGUUACUAUGGUGAUGACUUUGGUUGACCUCUUGCAGUUAAUGCUGCUGUAUCAGACUACGGUAGAGGGGCUAUCACUCAGUGGAGGCUGCUGAGAGGAGGACGGCUCAUAAUAAUGGCUGGAAUGGAGUCAAUGGAAUGGUAUCAACCACAUGGAAACCACGUGUUUGAUGUGUUUGAUACCAUUCCAUUGACUCCAUUCCAUCCAUUAUUAUGAGCCGUCCUCCCCUCAGCAGCAUCCACUGCUAUCACUAGACAGACAUUCUGACCAUAGAUAGCUGUGGUAAACACAGACAAACACAUCUGACUAUUGCACUUGUUGCCCUGUGAGAAAUGUAGUUAUGUUAAUGGCUACCAUAAUGGGAUACCAUACUGGUCUGACAAGCGAACAGUACAUCAUUGUAUUUUCGUCUGUGUAUAUCCUCUAAACAGCAGUAGACUAGGGCUGUUGCUAUAGCUUCAGUGUAUGCAAUGAGUAGGGCCAGGAGGUUUUCCUGACCUCUUGACCUGACUAAUUAUAACUUGGGCCCAGAGGUUUUCCUGGUCAGUUCACCCUUAGUAAUGGGCCUUGUAUGGGCCUUUUGCCGGCAGGUAGCCUAAAGCGUUGGGCCAGUAACCGAGCCGAUAUGUCGAAAAUCUGUUAAUGUGCCCUUGAGCAAGGCACUUAACUCUAAUUUGUUCCAGGGGUGCCGUACUCCUAUGGCUGACCCUGUAAAACAACACAUUUCACUGCACCUAUCUGGUGUAUGUGACAAAACAUCAUCUUUUUUAAAUAGCUUAACUGUGUCUCUCUUUACAUCCCAGUUGUCCAGCACAUCAAGAGACACAACAUUGUGCUGAAGCGUGAGCUGGGAGAGGGGGCCUUUGGGAAGGUGUUUCUGGCUGAGUGCUACAACCUGACCCCAGAUCAGGAAAAGAUCCUGGUGGCCGUCAAGGUAAAGUACGGCCCUCCACGCAGUUAUUUCAAACAAUCAACACACACUUUACAAAGGUCAAAUGCUGAAACGAUGGGUCUUUUGUUCUGGCUUUGAUAUAUAAAAAACAUUUUUUUUUUGCUGUUUGUGCUUUUCAAUACAAUCUGAGUGUUAUAUUGUAUGUACAUUGUUUUGGAUUAUAGCACCACAAACUAAUAUCUCUUUGGAUUGAUUUGAACUUUGUAGGAAAGAGACUUUGAAACAAUCAACAAUCCCAGCAAUCAAUUAUGAUAAUUGUGUGUGCGUAUGUGUGCGUGCGCAUCCCUGUCCUCCUCAGACGUUGAAAGAAGGCAGCGAGAGCGGCCGUGCUGACUUCCACCGGGAGGCGGAGCUACUGACCAACCUGCAGCAUGAGCACAUCGUCACCUUCUACGGCGUGUGUGUGGACAGCGACCCGCUCAUCAUGGUGUUCGAGUACAUGAAACACGGCGACCUCAACAAGUUCCUCAGGUACCGUCCUGUGUCCCGAUGUCUACCUUUGUCCAUUCUUCCUGUGUACUGUAUUCAAAAGAAAGUAAUAAGACGAGGUUAUGUGGAACUUUGGCACAUAUGUUAGUGUGAUGGUGAUACUGUAUUUGAAUUAAAACUGGAUAACUGCAUUGCAAUGCAAGCGAAUGAGUUUGCACUUAUCCUCCUCUGUUGUCAACUGUAGGUAACUAUAGUUUGCAUUGUGUCUGACCCACCUGUGUUGUGGUGCAGGUCCCAUGGUCCUGACACGGUGCUGAUGGCUGAUGGGCAGCACAGCCUAAUGGUGGAGCUGACCCAGUCCCAGAUGCUGCACAUCGCCCAGCAGAUUGCUGCAGGCAUGGUCUACCUGGCCUCCCAGCACUUUGUCCACAGAGACCUGGCCACACGCAACUGUCUGGUGGGAGAGAACCUGCUGGUCAAGAUUGGGGACUUUGGCAUGUCCAGGGACGUGUACAGCACCGACUACUACAGGGUGAGUCUAACACACACACACACACACACACACACACCACACACACACACACACACACACAUACAAGCGGGACAGGAAUACUCUCAAGUGUAUAAUUGGAACUUUGUUCUGGUUUUGGUUUGUAACAGCCGUGCAGUUACAGCAAUAGUCAUUUUAACUAUAAAUAUUUAAUCUAUUUUUAAUGCCAUUUAAAUGCAAAUUCUAUAAUCUGCAUAUAAGUGCUGUUUCCAUGGUUAUAGGGGGCAACAGUGCAAAUUGCAGUUUUUUCCCUGAGCAAGGAGUUCAUGGUUGACUUUGCGUUUAAGCCGCGAUGCUAAUUUAGCUGUGAAUUCUACUACACUGUUUUCAGGCAAGUCUGUUUUUUUUACUGCUCUUAAAAUACCAAGAUUUCAUGAACACUCCUCUCCUUAUCACUUCUAUCCAGUAUCGAACCCAUUUCAUAUAAUGUGAGGAAAAAAUGGUCUACCAUAGCAGAUAGCCUGGUAGGCUAGCCCAAUCUGUUUCUGCUUUACCCAACUCCUUUGUUGUUGUAAUGCUAAACUGGCAUGGUAUUGGCUAGUUAAAGCACAAACGACCAGGCUAACGGCUAUCUGCUACUAUCUAGCCUACACUAGAAUAGUAUAGACAACGCUACAGACAUUACAGAUAGUAAUCUUAAACCAGUAAUAUGAUUUGACUGUUAGAUCCAGACAUGUUCUGUCUCCCAGUCAGCCCCAGUCCUAGGGUCUGUGUAGACAACAGUACCCUCUGCUGCUCACUGGCCCUCCCUGGGGAGAAUCAAUACAAAAUAGAUGAAUGUAACUGAGACCCAUCAUCCCCCAAUCAGAUAGCAGCAUAUGAAUAGGCCCACUCACUAAUACACAGAUAGAAAGACCAAGAAUGCGGCUGAACAGCACUUGGCUCAACACAUGGAAAGAUUUGCCACUUAUCGUAAACUGACAAUCAUGAUGUCAAUAUCAGCCAUGGCAGAAGAUUGUUAAUACCAAUACAGGCAAAAAAUGAAUUGUGUAAGUUGGGCUUAAAUACAUUUUUUUUUACAUAUCACAUCAUGACAUUGCAUUCCACGAAAACUCUAGUCCCACACACAAUACACAUUUGUGUACAUGUCAUGUUCUUAUCAUGAAUAUUGUAUAUUCUUCCUUUAACCAAUGGCCUUAUCGUGUAUGUUGGUUACUGACCUGACAAACUUAGUCCUUUCAGCUCCUUGUGGAGCGAAGUGACUCAACAACACCUAUCCGUUUAACUCCUUCUUGGGGGUAGUUUCUUUACUUCACUACCGUUUGUUCCAACCUUCAUCAUCUCUUCUUCAUUUUACCAUCUCUGUGGUUUUCCUGGAUGGUUCCUGAUGGAUCCUUUGUCUGUUUCCAGGUGGGUGGUCACACCAUGCUGCCCAUCCGCUGGAUGCCUCCAGAGAGCAUCAUGUACCGGCGGUUCACCACGGAGAGCGACGUCUGGAGUCUAGGCGUUGUCCUCUGGGAGAUCUUCACCUAUGGGAAGCAGCCCUGGUACCAGCUCUCCAACAAUGAGGUCAGUAGUCUCUUAUGACAGACAGCAGCACUCGAUGGGAUUUGGUUCUGGGUUCCGAGAUGACAAGGUCAGAGACACAAGCUCAAACCUUUCCUAAAGUAGAUUGACUACACUGGUACCAUAGCUAGGGCCCUGUGUUUUGGACAGUCAUGUCACAUGACCUGGAUUUUAACAUUUUAUUUAAAGCUUUUUCAACAAACUGUCCCCUUUCAUUUUUAUGUCAGAUCAUCCGGCACUACCCUCAGACAAUUGCUUUCAUUUUUGGUGUAAUUCUCAUUUCUGGAAAAAACUUAAAAUAAAGGUAAAACAUUUAGGUCAUGUGACAUGAUAGCCCAGAACACAGGGCCCUAACCAUAGCACCUGACCUCCAAUUAUGAGAUUUAUUGACAAAUCUCCAAACACAUCACUCUGCUGUCAUCUCUUUUUCAAAUCUUAUUUACAGUAGGUCACAUUCGUAUUGUCCAUAUAGAUUUGAAAUGUAUGCGUUAUGAAUAUAUAUUUCCAGACAAUCUAUUAUAUAAACCAGGGCUAAUAUGUCUAUGAGUCUGAAAAACGUUCACCUUGGUGAACCUCACAUUUGUUUAGAUGCUGUUGUUGUCAUAGCAAUGCCUUCCUUAAUUGCCCCUGUGGGGAUAAAUAAAUUUAAUUUGAAUUAAAUUGAAAAAGUACCGACCAGUGGUAGUGACCCGUGGUGCUCCCCCUACAGGUGAUCGAGUGCAUCACCCAGGGGCGCGUGCUGCAGCGGCCGCGUUCUUGUCCAAAGGAGGUGUACGACCUGAUGCUGAGCUGCUGGCAGAGAGAACCCUACAUGAGACUCAACAUCAAGGAGAUUCACAGCCUGCUCCAGAGUCUGGCCAAGGCCUCGCCU